Arachis ipaensis is the source of this 713-nucleotide messenger RNA. Lineage: Eukaryota; Viridiplantae; Streptophyta; Magnoliopsida; Fabales; Fabaceae. The record is from RefSeq and is a predicted model, not a curated record.
GGCGCAUCGUCUUCCUGGUAGCAGGACGCAGCAACCACCAACCAACUUCGUCUGUGGUUCCCUCUCUAGCAGCCAACUACUUCUUCGAUUAGCCGUUCCCUCUCUAGCAGCCAACUUCCUCCAGGCUCCAGCGUCGUCUUCUCGGGUCACUCAGUCAGAUUCAAAAAUGGGGAAAACUGACCCAAAAAGUGAUACGGUUGUUGGAAGUACUUCUUCUCCAAGUGCAGCCAUUCCCGCUGCUAUUGACGAUGGUCUUUCUGGUGGAACAUCACAAAGUCCAGCUCCCCCACCGUUGCCCGCCUCAAAUCCUUCAUCGGAAACACAGACCGAAGCUGCUGGAACUACUGGCGAGCCUCUAAAAGAGGUAAAACGUAAACCCAGUAGGGCACCUAGUAGUGUUUGGGCUCACUUUUCUAAAACUUCUCCUAAUGAAGCCUGCUGCAACUAUUGUAAAAAAAAUAUGCAUGCAAUAGUUCUAGUCAUGGUACAACAAACUUGCAUAAACAUUUAAGGAUUUGUACUAAAAACCCUCAAAAGCAAGUUGAAAAGGGGCAGAAAACUAUUGCACUUGGGAGCCAAUUUGAGGAUGACCCUAAUGCAGUUACUAUGAAGCUUGUUGAUUUUAAUCAAGAGGAAACUCGUCUUGCUCUUGCAAAUAUGAUAAUUGUUGAUGAACUUCCUUUUAAAUUUGUUGAGGCUCAAGGCUUUAGACA